UUCACCAAUCCGGCAAUGAUCAAAUAAUUAGAAGAACUCAUUACGAGAAAGGAGCACUUAAGCGUAUAUUUAUUUAUCUUACGAAUGAUAAGAAAAUUAGAUUAGCUGUGGCAUGAAAACCGAACACAAUGCAGUAACUAAGUGUUGAAUACAUGUGUGUAGAGACCUCUGCGAAUAAGUAAAGCUUUGUGGAUGAAACAUGCAGAGAAAAAAGGGCAAAGCACCAGAUUAUAUUAUUCAGUUAUUAGGAGUGGUUUUCCUGCCAGUCAACAUAGCAGUUUUAGCAGCGCUAUGGGUAUAUAGGCAGUUAGUGGGUCUUUGGCUGCAACUAACAUUAGGCGAGGCCUAUGGAGGUUUACUAAGCGCAGGUGAUAAAGUGUAUGUGCCCAAUGUUCCAGCCAGCAGAAAAAUAACGCUGAUAUUGUGGUACCUUCGAAGUGACCAAAAAAUUGAUGUGAUGCAAAAAAUGACUCAAACAUUAAAUGAAAAAAUAAAGGGCGAUGCAAAACAAGAAGGAAAACUGACGUCAACGUUCCACACGUUCUUAGGCCAGGACUACCUCUUGAAGAACCAAAUUGGAAUCGACGAAAUAAUCAAGCCCAUGCCUGGCCCGAAGGACGGUACUUUCAACGAUGCCUAUCUAAAGAAACUCGUAGGCGAUUUGAGCAAUGUGCCUUUGCCAAGAAAUCACACCGCGCUCUGGGAAAUCCUCGUCGGCAUUGAUCCUAUGGAUAACGCCAAUACAAAUGUCGAAGGCUACCUUUACCCAGUACUGUUUAGAAUUCACCAUUCAACAGCUGAUGGCAUUCGACUUGUGCUGUUUAUGUCCAAAAUAUUUUCCAGUGAUGUGAAUUAUGUUGAUAAGAUCAGUCGUCAGAGAAGUGGCCGAAAGCGCAUCCUAGAUCAACUAUGCGAUGUUUUAAGCAAAUCAAUCCAGUUGGUCUACUUGGUGGUAAAAGGACCAGCAGCGAUUCUCAAUAUGACAUUCUGGAAGGAAGAAGACGAAAAUCCCAUCCACAACGCAUCGCUGAGUGGAGAUAAACUGAUCGCGUGGUCUGCGGAGCAAAGUAUCCAACGAGUCAACACUGUGAAAAAUAUUAAAAAUCGAAUCCCAAACACUCGAUUCAGCGAAGUGGUUCUGAGCUGUGUAUCAGCGAGCUUUUAUAACUAUUUUCAACUGAAAAAAUGGAAAGUUCCCCCGCAAAUGUCCGUCCUAACUCCCCUGUUGUUUCUCUAUCCUGAAUCAAAUAGCAGCAAGCUACCCGAGCUGAGGAACGACUUUACUUUCGCCGACUUAAGCCUGCCCUUAGUAGACCCAGACCACUUUAUAAACGGACUGGAGGAUGUGAAAGUCAGCGUGGAGAAAAUGAGGAAGAGUCCUACCACUGCUGUCAUGUACUUUUUGGUGAACUACAUAUGUGCAGUGAUUCCUUCACAGCUGUUACUGAAGAUAACAACUACCAAGGCGUUUACUGCCACUAUCUCGAUAGUGCCUGGAGCGGGACGAAUCAAAGUGUUUGGCGAUUGCGAUCUUGAAACUAUUAUCUCAACUGCGCCACACUCAAAUGAAACAGGAAUUUGUUUUACCAUCUUGACUUAUGAUGACAAAUUCCAAAUUUGUGCGUUCGUGGACAAGGCGAUAAUGUCCGAACAAGAAGACGUUCAGUACCUUGUUGACGAAGUGUUCCGAAACAUGGACCUCCUAAACAAACAGAGUCUGCAGACGUUCGCAUAGAUUUACUGUAAAAAUACUCUAGGAAGUCAAUUUAAUUACAAAAUAAACUAAGA
Dendroctonus ponderosae (mountain pine beetle) is the source of this 1788-nucleotide messenger RNA. RefSeq lists its product as uncharacterized. Lineage: Eukaryota; Metazoa; Arthropoda; Insecta; Coleoptera; Curculionidae. Gene Ontology annotation, cellular component: plasma membrane. Gene Ontology annotation, biological process: triglyceride biosynthetic process. Gene Ontology annotation, molecular function: long-chain-alcohol O-fatty-acyltransferase activity; diacylglycerol O-acyltransferase activity. The record is from RefSeq and is a predicted model, not a curated record.